AUGAAACUGGAGUUCACGCAGUACAACGGAGAGGGAUUCAAAGUAGGGUUGCUGCCCUGCGACGGCAAGAACGUCUACUGGUUCUUCACUUGGUCUUCCAACGGAGAGAAAGAGACAAUCCAUGACGCCAUGAUGGUGAAAGAGCUUGUGCUUGGCAAGAUGAAAGCCUCUAAAAUUCCAGAACAAGUCAUCGGAAUCAUAGAAAAGAGCGAGCUGAGCAGCGUGGCAUCCACCCCAUUAAGAUUUAGAUCGCCAUUAAACUUGCUGAGUGUAAACAUGUGCAAGGGAAACACCUGCGUGACAAGGGAUGCGUUCCACCCCAUGACUCCCGACCUCAACCAAGGAAGCUACUGGCCAGGUGUUUGGAGAAAGCUCUCUGCGGAGGAGUCAAUGGAAAGUAACAAUUGGUUUCUGCGUCCGGUGAGUGACAGAGUCCUAGCUGGUUUCAUGGCUGAGAGGCUGCUCAUUGCUGCAAACUUCGAUUGCGGCAAAUUGUAA
Zingiber officinale is the source of this 498-nucleotide messenger RNA. Its product is annotated as monooxygenase 2-like. NCBI's taxonomy places the organism in Eukaryota, Viridiplantae, Streptophyta, Magnoliopsida, Zingiberales, Zingiberaceae. The coding region runs from base 1 to 498 and encodes 165 amino acids. The record is from RefSeq and is a predicted model, not a curated record. The transcript is spliced from 2 exons.